Messenger RNA from Knipowitschia caucasica, 222 nucleotides. Lineage: Eukaryota; Metazoa; Chordata; Actinopteri; Gobiiformes; Gobiidae. The record is from the annotation of a GenBank genome assembly.
AUGUGCUUCACUGACUGUAAGUUGUUUUCCACGCUGCAGAUCGUGGGAUAUUCUGAGCUCAACCUUUCGGCCAAUCAGUGGAAACACGACAUGAAGCGAUUUGAUUGGACGCCAAAGACAGGAGCUGAGCAGGAGCAGGAGGAGAGGAAGAAGGAGUCUGUUUGGGAAGUGACUCUGCGGCCGAUGGAGAUCCGGACCUUCCUGCUGCGUCUGCAGAUCUGA